UCCUGCGUCGAACAUGUAUAUCUUAUCCUCGUGUAUUUCUCUGCUCUAAAACAGUUCUCACAAGCCAGCUUCACUUAAUUAAUAAUAAUUAAAGCAACUAUAUAUCUAUAUGUCUUUGCAGCUUCUUAGUUGAGCAAAAGUUUUCAAGCAAUGGCGAGUCUUCCGCUAUGGGGGAGAGUUAAUGGAUUUAAUAAUCAAGAAGGAGAAUGUGUUUAUGGGAGCAAGAAUCUUGCAAGGAAGUUGCUUCUUCAUCCUCCUAACUUCAGAUCUUCUUCCACUCAUGAUAAUCUUCUUCAGGGUGAGAAUUUGGAUCAUCAAAACCAUACAAAUUCAGAAACAGACAAUGUGAAGGAGCAAUCCAUGAUAGUGAAUGGCACAUCUCAUGCAUUUCGUGGUUGGUAUGCUGAUGGACCCUGGCAAGGUGAAGCACACUUGUAUAAAAUGGAAAAGGUGAUAUUUGAAGGGAAAUCUGAAUUUCAAGAGCUUCUUGUAUUUGAGUCAGCAGGACAUGGCAAGGUUGCAAUUCUGAAUGGAUAUCUCCAACUGACAGAGAAGGAUGAGUUUGCUUACCAAGAGAUGCUCACUCACCUUGCUCUCUGUUCCAUUCCAAAUCCUAAAAAGGUGUUGCUAGUAGGAGGGGGAGAUGGUGGUAUACUUCGAGAGAUAUCUCGCCAUUCCUCGGUGGAGCAUAUUGACAUUUGUGAAAUGGACACUAUGAUCAUUGAUGUUUAUAAGCAAUUCUUCCCUGAUAUAGCUGUUGGUUAUAAGGAUCCUCGAGUGCAUGUUCACAUUGCCGAAGGCAUCGGGUUCAUCAAAUCAGUUCCUCAAGGCACCUAUGAUGUCAUCAUAUUGGAUGCUUUCAAUUCAAUGGGACCAUCUGCAAAGGUGUUGUCAAAGAAAAGCUUCUUAGAAUCAGUUGCAAAGGGUCUAAGAGCCGGAGGAGUGAUGUCUGCUCCUGCAGAUAGCUUGUGGCGUAAAGGAUUUGUGGUUGCAGAUACCAUCGCACUUUGCAAGAAAAUAUUCAAAGGCUCAGUCAAUUAUGCUUGGACAACCAUUCCUGCAUAUCCCAGUGGAGCGAUAGGAUUCAUGCUAUGCUCCACUGAGGGGCCAGAAGUGAACUUUAAAAUUCCAGUUAAUCCAUUGAAUCCAAAGAAAAAUGGGGUGGCAAAGGGGCCUACUAAAUUUUACAACAAUGAGAUCCAUGCUGCUGCUUUCUGUCUUCCUUCUUUUGCAAUAAAGGCUACGGAUGAUGAUCCCAACAUGUUUUGAUACUCAAAUGAUGAGAAGUUCUACUCUCCUUGAAAGAGGAAGAAACUUAUUAUAUCCUAUAUUGAUUUUUAAUCGCAAAUUUAAUAUUUAUUAUAUUUUCAUUUUUAUGUUGUUUUUCAAUUUUCUGUUCUGUAUGUGUGUAGUUUAUAUCAAUGUGGAAGAAAACAGAAAAAGUAUUUACAUUAUGAAAGAAAUUAAUUUCAACUUUGUC
Messenger RNA from Arachis ipaensis, 1480 nucleotides. Its product is annotated as spermidine synthase 1. Lineage: Eukaryota; Viridiplantae; Streptophyta; Magnoliopsida; Fabales; Fabaceae. Gene Ontology annotation, biological process: spermidine biosynthetic process. Gene Ontology annotation, molecular function: spermidine synthase activity. Gene Ontology annotation, cellular component: cytosol. The record is from RefSeq and is a predicted model, not a curated record.